UAGUCCCAACCGAUAUUAAAUUAUGAGAUUUAUUCUUAUUUUUCUUUUAGGUCAAGUCUUUUUUGUGCUAUAAAUAAUUUUCUUCAAAGAAUUCGUAAAUAAAACAUACCUACUGAACGCAAAAAGUCUGUUUAAUAAAUGAACUUAAAUAUUAUACGACCUCUAACAUUUAUAACCUCUAGGAACUGGAAUCUUGGAGUAAUAUAUCGAAAAUGCGUUUGUCUGUCCGUCUAUUCUCUUCUGUAGUGCAAAAAAGGCCGUUCUAUAUCACAACGCCGAUAUUUUACGUGAAUGCCGCACCUCACUUAGGUCAUUUGUAUUCUGCAGUUGUAGCUGAUGCGAUACAGCGAUUUGAGAAACUUGUAAAUCCAGAUUGCAGAGUUAUAUUCAGCACAGGUACAGAUGAACAUGGCACAAAAGUGCAGCAAGCAGCAGCGAAAGCCAACCUACCCCUGCAGGAGUACUGCAGCAACAUAUCAAAGGAGUACAGGGAUCUGUUCAGGGACUUUGAGGUGGGCUACACAGACUAUAUUCGCACCACUGACGACAAACACAAGAAAGCUGUCAAAUAUUUCUGGAGGAAAUUGGUGAAGAAUGACUACAUCUACAAAGCUAAAUAUGCCGGAUGGUACAGCGUGAAUGAUGAAGCCUUUGUACCUGAAACACAUACUAAAGACGAAAUCACUAAGGAAGGCAAGGUAAAAGUGUCAAUAGAAUCGGGGCAUAGAGUUGAGUGGACAGAAGAGACAAACUAUAUGUUCAGACUGAGCGCUUUCAAAACACAUCUGCAGGAGUGGCUUAAAACUGACGGUGUGAUCCAACCGAGCAAGUUUCAGAAGCAACUUCAAGAAUUUUUAGCCAAUAGCACUUAUUUCCCUGAUAUAUCUGUGAGCAGACCUUCCUCCCGAGUGCAUUGGGCUAUACAGGUACCAGAUGAUGAAGAGCAAAGCAUCUACGUAUGGCUGGACGCACUUAUAAACUAUUUAACGGUAACCGGGUAUCCUGAUGAAGACCUGAUGAAGAGCAGACGUGCCUGGCCUCCAGACGUUCACGUUGUUGGAAAGGAUAUACUCAAGUUCCACGGCAUCUACUGGCCAGCGUUUUUAAUGGCGGCACGCUGGCACCCCCCUAGGAAGAUUGUUUGCCACUCGCACUGGACGGUAGAUGGCAGCAAGAUGUCCAAGUCGCUUGGCAACGUGGUCGCGCCAAGCUCCGUACCAGCGCCCUCGGCCCUGCGGUACAUGCUACUGAGAGAAGCCACCAUGGCUGAUGACGCUAAUUACAGCGAGACCAAGCUGAUCAACAUCGCGAACUCGGAGCUGGCGGACACGCUGGGCAACUUGGCCUCGCGCGCCACCGGCGCUGCUCUCAACCCGCGCGGAGAGUUCCCCGCACUGCACCCGCACGAGCUGACCGCGUGCAUCAGUAGACAAGCCACUGCGGACCUUUUGGACCGGCUGGAGAGAUUACCCGAAAUAUGUCACCAGCACUACACAAACUACCAGUUCUACAAAGUGGUGGAUUCCGUGAUACACGUACUGCACUUAGCAAACCUGUUCUUCGAGACCAUGAGACCCUGGGACCUGAAGAAGAAGCCGGAAUGCCAUAAAGAGCUUGACGUGAUCCUCCACCUGACCCUAGAAACGCUAAGAAUUUGCUCAAUAAUAUUACAGCCAAUUAUACCGAGCAUGGCGUGCAAACUUUUAGACAAAUUGCAAAUACCUAAUGAUGCGAGACACUGGGAGCAUUGUAUGAAGCCAUCUUGGAGGGUCGAAGGCGCCAUCUUCGAGACGAAAAACAUUCAGAGUGGUAAAUUUUUGCUCUUCCAAAGGAUAUAUUCGGAUAAGAAGAAAAUUCACAAGAAAACUGCUAGUGGUUAGGGUAAUAGAUCAUUUUCAUUACAACCUACUGACGUCCAUUGUUGGACAUAUAUAAUAUAUAUCU
Molecule: messenger RNA, 1944 nt
Organism: Pararge aegeria (speckled wood butterfly)
Lineage: Eukaryota; Metazoa; Arthropoda; Insecta; Lepidoptera; Nymphalidae
Gene: MetRS-m
Product: methionine--tRNA ligase, mitochondrial
Exons: 10
Coding region: 213-1880 (555 amino acids)
Biological process (GO): methionyl-tRNA aminoacylation
Molecular function (GO): ATP binding; methionine-tRNA ligase activity
Source: RefSeq, a predicted model, not a curated record